This is a messenger RNA of Mytilus californianus (California mussel), 4753 nucleotides long. RefSeq names its product serine-rich adhesin for platelets-like. The record is from RefSeq and is a predicted model, not a curated record. Bases 233 to 3418 code for a protein of 1061 amino acids. Gene Ontology annotation, molecular function: metalloendopeptidase activity. Lineage: Eukaryota; Metazoa; Mollusca; Bivalvia; Mytilida; Mytilidae. Gene Ontology annotation, biological process: proteolysis. The transcript is spliced from 21 exons.
UAGAUAUUUGAUUUUUUAAAAUUAUGAAUGGCUAAAUAUAGUAUAAUUGCGUGUGAGUGUAUGAAAAGGGUAUUUAAACGUAAAAGUUAUAAAUGGAAUUACUUUUAAAGUAGCCACCUGUCUGUCGAGGAAGAAAACAGUUUAUAGGAAUUUAUAAUCAAUUUAAUUCUUGGUAUAUUUGUUCCGGGUGGAUAUUGAUACGUUAAUUGUAGUUACAACUAGAAAAAUCAAAAUGAAGUUUUUCUCAAUUGUUUUUGUGUUAUGGAUUCCAAAUAUUUCAUGUCUUCUCCGAUGGUCAUCUGACGACAACGUUGAAUACAGAGAAGAAAUACCAGUUGAAAUAUCACAGGGUCAACGUACAAGACGAUCAGCAGACGACAGCUUUCAUCCACAGACUUAUGACCUUGACCUAAAAGUUGAAGGGUCACAAGUUCAUUUCCAUUUAGUACGGAAUGACGACAUCAAGACUAAUGUUCCAACUUUAUCCUUGAGUCAAGGAACACUAACAGACAUCUACCUACAAGAACAAAAGGAGUCCAUAUUUUAUCAAGAUAUAAAGAAAGGAGCAUCGUUUGUAGUUCAACAAGACAAAAAGCAGUCAGAAAGUAUGUUUGGGACUUUCAAUUCCGGUGGUGACAGUUUUAUCCUCCAAUCACCCAAAGAAAGAUUGUCUUCGUUACUUUCCGGCAGCAACACAUUUGAGUUGAUCAAAGAAAUUAGAAAUCGAACUGAGUUUGGAGAUGGAUUACAAUCCGAUGAUAGGUUUGAAAGUCUACCUGUAAGGAAACACCACCGACAGAAGAGAGCCACCGGAUCGAACCAAAUAGAACUUUUAAUAUUCUGUGACUAUGCUAUUUAUGAUUAUUGGUACAACCAAAGUGAGGCUUCGGCACCAUCUGAAAAAGAGACUGAAGCACUUACAUCUGUCCGCCAAUAUUAUGCCUUUGUUUUAAAUGGGAUGGAUGCUAUGUAUAAGAAUAUCCAGACGUCUGAUUAUACAAUAUCGGUCUUAUUUGCUGGGAUUGUUAUAUCGCAGACCCAAGAUGAGGCCCCAUGGACUGAGAGUAUUAAGGAUACAACUGUUACACCCAACACAGUUGAUUCAUUACAAGGCUUGAACAAAUUCUCUGAUUGGAUUCAAGCAAAUUCAUCACAUUUACCGGAAAGAGACCAUUCUAUGUUGUUCACCAGAUAUGACUUAACGAGAGACGGAUCCAAUUCAAAUCUUGGACUAGCCUGGACCGGUGCAAUUUGUGGUACUUUCAGUCAAUCCAUCGUAGAGGAUGGAUUUAAUUUUAUCAUUAUUACUGUAGCAACUCAUGAACUAGGACACAGUCUGAGUGCCAAACAUGAUGGUACUUCAAACGUGUGCAGUUCGACCGAUGCCUUUAUUAUGGCUCCAUCAAGUGGUCCUCAACAAGAUUCUAAUAAAGCAGGGAAUCCAUGGAUAUUUUCAACGUGUUCCACAGCCUACUUCACAUCACAGAUAAACACUCUUGAAUCGUCCGGAAGUAAUUGUUUGAAGACAUUGGGAUCCAAUUUUGACCCGACGGCAUUGGCGCCGUACGACCAAUCAUUAGCCGGACUAGUUAAUGACGCCGACGCCCAAUGUGUACACAUUUACGGAAACAAUUCAUACAUGAGUAGGAAUCUGUACAGUGGUAACUUUGAAUCUAUAUGCAGUCUACUAUGGUGCUAUAAUCCAGCGAUUGCACGGUUUUCCGGGGUAAUAGCAGGAGAAGGAACUUUGUGUGGCAACAAUAAGUGGUGCGUUUCUGGUUUAUGUACAUCAGAUAGCAAUGCUCCUAGCGGAAAUGAAAACUGUUUAUACGGCGACAAAAGAGGGCGGAUAUUUAGUAAUCAAGACUGGACAUGUGCUGACAUGUACGCUAUUGCACCAUACAACUGUGCUGUAGUACCAGUUGACUGUUGUGCGACAUGUAAUCCGGAAACAACAACUGAUGCGCCCUCAACUGAAACACAAACAACAACUUCUCAACCACAGACUUCAACAGAAUAUUUAACAACUACCGAAUCAGUUACUAUAAAAGAGCAUCGGACAACAAUUGAGUCGGUUAUUACUACAGAGUCUCUGACAACAAUUGAAUCAGUUACAACUACAGAGCCUCUAACAACAACUGAAUCGGUAACUACAACAGAGCCUAUGACAACAACUCACUCUGUCACAACAACAGAGCUUAUGACAACAACUGAAUCGGUCACCACAAAAGAGCCUCUGACAUCAACUGAAUCUGUCACUACAACAGCACCACAGACAACCACUGAAUCAGUAACUACAACGGAGCCUCUAACAACAACUGAAUCUGUCACUACAACAGAACCGCUUACAACAACUGAAUCGGUUACUACAACAGAGCCUCUGACAACACCUACUGAAUUUAUCACUAUACCAGAACCUCUGACAACAACUGAAACGGUUACUUUAACAGAGCCUCUGACAACUUCUGAAUCAAUAACUACAACAGAGCCUUUGACAACUACUGAAUCAAUAACUACAACAGAGCCUUUGACAACUACUGAAUCUAUCACUAUAACAGAACCUCUGACAACAACUGAAUCGGUUACUACAACAGCGCCUCUGACAACUGAAUCGGUUACUGCAACAAAGCCACUCACAACUACUGAAUCAACUACUACAAUAGAGCCUGUGACAACAACUGAAUCAGUUACUACAAAAAAGCCACUGACAACUACUGAAUCAGUUACCGCAACAGAGCCUCUGACAACUACUGUACCGGUUACUAUAACAGAGCCUAUGACAACAACUGAAUCGAUUACUACAACAGAGCCUGUGACAACAGCUGAAUCAGUUACUACAACAACUAUAGAAUCAGGACAGUUUGAAGCUUCUGUGACAAUGGAUAAAACUUGGAAUCCAGCAUAUGCUAACUCCUCAAGCACAGAAUAUUUAGACUUACAUAAAAACUUUACUAAGCAGCUUACGAAUAUGUAUGAAAAUACAACAAUCAGAGAUGAUAUACAGAAUUUAACAAUCACUGGAUUUAGGAAUGGUAGUGUUAUUGCGGAUUAUAUGAUAGAACUUAAACCGGGGACAACAGAAUCUGAAACAACUAUAACAAAUAUUACAAAACAAGCAGUGGAAAAUAUCAAAUCAAACCCGUCACCUGAGUUUGACCUUAUUAAGUUGAUUAACACAGACAAAAUUGUUGUCGAAGAAGCUAUAGCAAAAACCACUUAUGGAAUGACGUCGCAACCAGAUGAGACUACUCAAAGCACAACACAGUCAGUAGAGACAACGGAUAAUUUAGAGUCUCUUAUAAUUGGUAUCAGUGCAGUAUCUGGAGUUAUCAUAUUAGGUUUUGGAACUUGCAUUAUUAUUUGUUGUAUGCGUUUGAAGAAAUCAUCUGAAAAUGAAGAUAAAACAAACAAGGGAUAGAAGGUUGCAGUACUUUCCAUUAAAGAUGGUAAUUUCGGACUUACCGUAAGAUACUUAAGGUGUACCCAACACUUGACUAAUAUUAAUUUGGCUCGUUUAAUUUUCAUAAAAUUUUGACAAAAUGUUUACUUUGACCCUUUGACAGAUAUAUAAAAAUUUCAAAAAAUUUGAACCAACCACUUUAUCAGAAAAAUUUCACUGGUUAUAUAGCAGUUUGACAAACACUAAUUUUAAUCAUUGAGAAGCUUAAUAUUUCCUUAACAAUACAACGUAAUUAAAACGUUUAGCUGAUUUUUACAGAGUUAUCUGCCUGUAGUUUUAGGUACCACCUUAACACAUAACAAAAGUAAUUGGAUAGACAAUAAAUGAUAAGAUGAUACCAAAGGCGUAAUCAAAGACUACUGAAAAUCCAAAUAAAGAAGAACAAAUAUUUGUGUUAUAUUAUCUUGUUCAAACAAAAAAAAAAGGAUGUCAUACAUGUAACAAAAACGCUAAACAUGUUUCUGAUUUAUUAAUAAAUAAGAAUGCAUUUAGACACUAGCACAUCUGUUACUGUAAAAGAGAGGCGAAAGACACCAAAGUGAUAUUCAAAAUAAUAAGUCAAACAAAAAACAUGACAAUGCCAUGGCAACAAUGUGAAAAACAAUCAAUAAUUAACAGUACGCAUAACACAACAUAAAACAAUAAAGACUGAGCAACAAGAAACCCACAGAAAAUUGGAGUGAUAUCAGGUGCUCCGGGAAGGGUAAGCAGAUCCUGUUGAUAAAACAGGUUUUCGGUGUUAAUUAAAAGCGGAAAAAGAGUAUUUGUUCUACUGGAAGAUAGCUCACGUUGAACUUCUUUUCUGUUCUUGGCGUUUAAAGUUAUUUCCUGACAAUUUUUAACGGGAAUGCCCGAAUAUUUAUAUAUGACAUAAUUAUAUAUGAGUACACAUCACAUCCAUAUCCACAUAUACUAGAAGACCUAGAAUAUAUUUUUUAAACGUGUUUAUCAAGCUUUAAUCACUACGUACUGCUAUUGUGUAUUAACUCAACGCACACACAUAUACGAAAUAAUUAAUACAUGUACCUGUCGGUCGCCGAAGCAUUAUUAAUAUUAUAUAACAAAUAUUUUAAAAUUAUAUUUUGUUUUAAUUUGAUUUUGAUAUACAUUUUUACAAUUGUUUAAGUCACACGUAUAUGUGUCCAUUUUUAUGUGUGGCUUUUAACAUCAAUAUUGCAAUGUGCCAAACAUAUUUUUUUUUAUUAUACUAUAUACCUUAUAAAGUGCAAUUACAAAUGUAUUAUUAUUGUUUUCAUAUAUUUGAUAUAUACUUUAAUAAAUCAUUGCUUUAGA